AGAGUUGAAUUGAGUGAGAGAACCCUACGAUCGGAUCGGGUUUCAAUGAUGUUGAAAGUGAGUGUCUUGAUGUUGCUUGCCAUGGCUUUGGCAGCAACUACUGCUCAUGCUCGCUUAUACCUAUUUGGCCAGCUGCUUACCUCUAGUAACCAACCACACCAUAAUCAAGACGGAUCACAAUUGCAGGUGGAACAACAAAAAGCAACUACUAAAGUUCAGCCUUUAGGCGCCAUUCCAUAUCCAGAAUGCAUCAAAACAUGCGACACAUGUUUUUGCACACUAAUUUAUCCGCCUGAACUAUCUAUGUGCAUUUGUGGCGACUCUGUCAAAUCAUCAAGCCCUAAAGUGACCGGUCAGAAUAGCAACAAAGUGAAUGCGAAGAGAGCACAUGUGCGGGUGGUGCAAGAAAAAUCAAUUACUGAAGUUGAGUCUUUAGACGCCAUUCCAUAUCCAGAAUGCAUGAAAACAUGCGACACAUGUCUUUGCACACUAAUUUAUCCACCUGAACUAUCUAUGUGCAUUUGUGGUGACUCUGUCAAAUCAUCAAGCCCUAAAGUUACCGGUCAGAAUAGCAACCAAGUGGAUGCACAGAGACCAAAGGUACAGGUGAUAGAAGAAGAAAAAGCAAUUACAAAAGUUCAGUCUUUAGGUGCUAUUCCAUAUCCAGAAUGCAUCAAAAUAUGCGGCACAUGUUUUUGCACACCAAUUUAUCCGCCUGAACAAUCAAUGUGCAUUUGUGGUGACUCUGUCAAAUCAUCAACUACUAAAGCUGAAGGCAGAGCCCUCUCCAUGUAGCUGGAGCCUGGAGGACUAGCUUGCUAGCUAGCUGGUAUUCCCUAAAUGGCUAAAUGGUCGAGUUUGUUGAAAAAUAAAAGGGCUAUAUUUGUUGGAUUUACUCCUGCUAAUGAUGCCCUGGACUUCAUCGAGCUUCCUUAAUGAUGUGUUUUAAGGUUUCAGUUAGUUUCAAUGUACAAUAAGCUUGUAAUUGCUAUGCCCAUAUGGCUAUAUGCAUGUGACCGUUUUCUAUUUAUAUUGUAUUUGCCAUGAAAAUAAGGUUUAUGAGUAUUCUCAUUAAAUAA
Molecule: messenger RNA, 1079 nt
Organism: Argentina anserina (silverweed cinquefoil)
Lineage: Eukaryota; Viridiplantae; Streptophyta; Magnoliopsida; Rosales; Rosaceae
Exons: 2
Coding region: 46-795 (249 amino acids)
Source: RefSeq, a predicted model, not a curated record